Chinchilla lanigera (long-tailed chinchilla) is the source of this 1067-nucleotide messenger RNA. It is a transcript of the gene Ssr2, whose product is annotated as signal sequence receptor, beta (translocon-associated protein beta). Bases 93 to 659 code for a protein of 188 amino acids. The transcript has 6 exons. Lineage: Eukaryota; Metazoa; Chordata; Mammalia; Rodentia; Chinchillidae. Gene Ontology annotation, cellular component: membrane; endoplasmic reticulum. The record is from RefSeq and is a predicted model, not a curated record.
AUCGGGCACAACACAGGACUUCCGGUCAUAUCUCACGUCCGGCCUCUGGGUUGCUGACGUUCUUUUCCGGUCGUGGCGGCUCCAGAUAGGCAAUGGGGAUGCACACGAUGAGGCUGCUGGCAUUUGUGACGUUGGUUCUGUCAGCUGUCACUCGUGCAGAGGAAGGAGCCAGGCUUUUGGCUUCCAAAUCACUGCUGAACAGAUAUGCUGUGGAAGGGCGGGACCUGACCUUGCAGUACAACAUCUACAACGUUGGCUCAAGUGCUGCAUUGGAUGUGGAAUUAUCUGAUGAUUCCUUUCCCCCAGAAGACUUCGGCAUUGUCUCCGGUAUGCUCAAUGUCAAAUGGGACCGGAUUGCCCCCGCUAGCAACGUCUCCCACACCGUGGUCCUGCGACCUCUUAAGGCUGGCUACUUCAACUUCACCUCGGCAACCAUCACCUACCUGGCCCAAGAGGAUGGGCCUGUUGUGAUUGGCUCUACCAGUGCACCUGGACAGGGCGGGAUCCUGGCUCAGCGGGAGUUUGAUAGGAGAUUCUCCCCUCACUUUCUGGACUGGGCAGCCUUCGGAGUCAUGACCCUUCCGUCCAUCGGCAUCCCCCUGCUGUUGUGGUACUCCAGCAAGAGGAAGUACGACACGCCCAAAACCAAGAAGAACUGAGCAGGGCUCUCGCCCUCCUCUCUCAAGAAACCAGGUGCUGUCCAGACUCCAGAGGGUCUCUCACAUGCGUCUCUUCGUCCUUAACCCUGGCCACUUUCUCCUGGAUCCUGCUGUCAGCCAGAGUGAAGGCCGGGACCGGGAGUCUUUGGGAGCCUCCUCCGUUCCACGUGAAGCCAUACAAGUAGGGAUGCCUUCGGCCACAGCCUGCAGCCCCACUGAGGCGUUGCUGGUGUUACUGGCAGUGUGCGCCCGUAGGUGUCCAGGACGGGCCUUUGGAGGCUGCCAGAGCCCUCCUCACCCUGCCCUCCCCGUCACAAAGCCGUGGGACUCUUGGAGGCCACCUGGUCUCUGUUCUGGGUAAGGAAGCGCUUACCAAAUGGGGUUUUCUAAUAAAAACAAAUACCACAC